Molecule: messenger RNA, 496 nt
Organism: Gossypium raimondii (Peruvian cotton)
Lineage: Eukaryota; Viridiplantae; Streptophyta; Magnoliopsida; Malvales; Malvaceae
Exons: 1
Coding region: 51-308 (85 amino acids)
Source: RefSeq, a predicted model, not a curated record
GUUUUGUUGUGUGGUUUUCUCUUUUCUCUCUUAACCUAAAAAACCAAUUAAUGGGUGCAAGAAUAAGGUUUGUGGCUCUUGCUUUAGCGAUAUUGAUGAUGGUGAGUUACUGCUUGGCUGCAAAGGUUAUAAAAGUGGAUAUGCUGAAGCACGAAAACACCGCGGUCAAUGGCGGCCGGCGGCUGCUCCAUGACGACAGCAAUGCCAAAAGUGGAUACGCAAAAGAGAGCAGUGUGAACAACCACCAUUACAUUCCUAGGAACGACUUUAACAACUACCCUGGUGGCAAUGAAGAUGGAAAUGGGUAAAUUAAUGAGAUUAGCAAUAAUAUGGGGACUAAACCGGUAACUAGAUAAUAAUUGCAUGAUGUUGCUGCGUGUUUAAUGAGUUUUUAAGACAUAUAUAUGUGAUUAUGAUCUAAUUAGUUUCUGUACGGCAGUACGUAUAUAACUUGUAUUCUGGUUUUAGUUGUAUCGUAUAUCUGUUGUUACAAUUA